Molecule: messenger RNA, 1318 nt
Organism: Epinephelus fuscoguttatus (brown-marbled grouper)
Lineage: Eukaryota; Metazoa; Chordata; Actinopteri; Perciformes; Serranidae
Exons: 4
Coding region: 36-962 (308 amino acids)
Biological process (GO): T cell costimulation; positive regulation of T cell proliferation; cellular response to lipopolysaccharide
Cellular component (GO): external side of plasma membrane
Source: RefSeq, a predicted model, not a curated record
CUUCAGGUUCAUUCAGAAAGACCCAAAGUUCGAGUAUGUUUAACAUACCUGCAGUCAACUUUGAUGACGAAGGAUCGUACCAGUGUCAUUAUCAGACAACGGGACCAAGUCGAGACUUCAGCUCCCCCUCAAGCGACUCUGUCAGUCUCUCUGUUGCUGUGCCACUGCAGCAGCCCAACAUCUCCCUGACAUCUCCUAACAGAGGGCUGGUCUGGAGUCCUAAAGGAGCAGAGGUCACCAGGGGUUACAGCUUCAUCUUCACCUGCACCACUUCCUCCUUUUAUCCUGGAGGAGUAUUGUCUCUCAUCUUCUCUGACUCCAACAUCACUGACACCAAGCCAGCAGUCAACCACUCAGCCUCCUUUACCUUUCCUGUAGCUGAGUAUGAACACCAGGGAAACUACAGCUGUGUGUAUGAAGUCACACUGUCCUCAAGGAAAUUCAGUUCUACACAGAAAGCACCCAUUAGUGUCAUCAUUAAAAUGCCUUUGUUGCCACUGGUCUUCUCAGUAGCUGCUGGGGGUCUGCUGUUGGUCCUGCUGGUCUUGAUAGUGGUCUGUCUGGUCUACAAGAGAAGACAACAAACCAAGCGGCCUGGAACUCUCGUCCAAACUCAAAUGCCUCUCAGAGUCAGGUAUAAGUAUGAAGAUGAUGAGGAUGAGGAUGAGGAGGGUGACUAUCAGAAUAUGGAUCCAGUGAGCACCAACAGGAAUUUCAAAGAGGGAGCAGGGAGAGUGGAGGAAGAGGAGAUUAAUGAUUAUGAGGAUCCAGAGAGUGAUGACGAUCACGAUUAUGAGGAAGCAUGCCCCCAUGCAAAUUUCAUAAAAGCCAAGGAGGACUGUUUCAGUGUCGAGGAGAGCACGGGAGAGGAAGAAGAAGAGGACGAAGAAGAUGAAGAAGAAACCGGCGAUGAUGAAAACCUCUAUGCAAAUACAAACCAGCCCUUUGCGCUGCGAAACUAGCUCUGUGCGGGGUUCGCCACCCUGCACCGCGCCAGGAAACUAGAGGCCGACUUGCUUUAAAUAUGAGGUGUUUUGCAAUCUUUUAAGUUAACUUUGAAAAAGACUGUAUGCACCUAACCAGCAGAAACUGUACAUUUCCUGUGAAAACUGUUUUGAAAAGGCACAAUUCACAUUGUAAGCGUAAAUUGACACAGCAUCCUGGAACAUCAACAGCAGACGCAGGAGGACAGCAUGUCAUAUGUAGACUGUCAGUCCACUGACCAAAUGGUGAUAUUUGACAACUUGGGAUAACAACAUGUUGAGAUAUCAUGUACUGGCCUAGAUAUCUGUGAACUACGCCGGAUCAGCCCGAAAUA